AUGAUGUUCACGGUGUAUUGGUUCGUCCUUGAUGACACAAAUACAAAAAACUAUAGCUUGAAACUUCUUGAAAUUUACCGUGAGUGUGCUGAAAUAGCGGAAGAAGGGAAUCUUACGUUAACUCUGGCCAACAUUUGUGAACAACACUUUAGAUUCGCAGAAGUAAGAGAACUUUACAAGAAAGGGAUGGGCAUCAUGCGAGAAAACGGUGACAAAAAUGGGGAAGCACAUGUUUAUGUGGGGUUUGGAACCAUGUCCUACUAUCUCGGUGAAUAUGACAAAGCAAUAGAAUAUCUUGAGAGAGCACUAGCUAUUACAAUAGAAAUUGGGGACAGGAAAGUUGCUAUCUUCCUUCUCAACACUGGCCGUGGUCUCAAAGCCAUUAUUGAGGUCUGCGAAGAAUGUUUGAUUGUCCUAAACAGCGAAGUGCUGAAAAAAGAAGAACAAAUUUUCAAUUUAGUUAACGUUGCUAUAUAUAGAAUGAUGUUCACGGUGUAUUGGUUCGUCCUUGAUGACACAAAUACAAAAAACUAUAGCUUGAAACUUCUUGAAAUUUACCGUGAGUGUGCUGAAAUAGCGGAAGAAGGGAAUCUUACGUUAACUCUGGCCAACAUUUGUGAACAACACUUUAGAUUCGCAGAAGUAAGAGAACUUUACAAGAGAGGGAUGGGCAUCAUGCGAGAAAACGGUGACAAAAAUGGGGAAGCACAUGUUUAUGUGGGGUUUGGAACCAUGUCCUACUAUCUCGGUGAAUAUGACAAAGCAAUAGAAUAUCUUGAGAGAGCACUAGCUAUUACAAUAGAAAUUGGGGACAGGAAAGGUGAAGCAAGCUGUUGCGGAAACUUAGGAGCUGUGUGUAAAUCCCUUAGUAAAUAUGACAGAGCUAAAGAAUAUCUAAAAGAAGCACUUGCCAUGACAUUAGAAACUGGCGAUAGAAACGGAGAAGCAAGCUGUCGCGGAAACUUAGGAGUUGUGUUUCAACAUCUUGAUGAACAUGACAAAGCUACAGAGUACCAUAAGAGAGCCCUAGCCAUCAAAACAGAAAUUGGGGAGAGAGAAGGGGAAGCAUGUUGUUAUGGAAACUUAGGAACUAUAUUUACAUCUGAAAGUGAAGAAUGA
Molecule: messenger RNA, 1119 nt
Organism: Orbicella faveolata
Lineage: Eukaryota; Metazoa; Cnidaria; Anthozoa; Scleractinia; Merulinidae
Molecular function (GO): protein binding
Source: RefSeq, a predicted model, not a curated record